CUUUACAUAAUGUCUUCCCGAGCAGAUUCAGUAGCAUCUACCGGAUCUUCUUCAUCCUCAUUGUCCUACGCAUCAUCCACUUCCUCCGAUGGCGUGUAUCGCCCAUACAACUUGGUGGAUCCUGGUUGCCCGUUUGCUAACGCUUGCCUGGAGAUCGACCAGUUUUUUCAUGUGUUCACUCGCACGCCAACGACUGCAGAGCUGGCUGCCAUCUCCAAUAGAGCAUUCGAAAUUGCUACCCGUAUACGCCGUGAUAUGCUGGCCCGACGUCCAAACGUAAGCGCCAUGGAUAAUCUUCCGGAUGCCUGGGUGCAUGCUAUCCAUCUGGCUAAUAUGAUUUUGGGAGACAUUCAGUUUUUCCAUGACGCCCGUCUUAUUUCUUUGGUUGGUCCGUAUGGCCCUUGCGCCGCCUACAAUUCAGUCUACCAGUUUGGCGUGACCGGCACCGUGCCGUACAUUGGUGAGAAUACCUUACCCACCUUGCAGCUUUACGCACCGCCAAAUCCACCACCACCACAACCACCUACUGGCUUCUACACUCCAGCCAACGACUAUCCUCCAGACAACACCCGCCACAUCUACACUCCAAUCAACGACGGCUUCGUCUAUACUGCCGCUUACGAGAACGUCUACUCUCCGUUGCCUGACGACCACGAGCAAGAGCUAGCAUUUUCCUGCCACAACGUUCUCGCACACCGGAACCGACCCAGAUGGUGGAGUACAGUCCCGCUUCUCCUGACAUGUCAACUUUGA
Molecule: messenger RNA, 753 nt
Organism: Paramacrobiotus metropolitanus
Lineage: Eukaryota; Metazoa; Tardigrada; Eutardigrada; Parachela; Macrobiotidae
Exons: 3
Coding region: 10-753 (247 amino acids)
Source: RefSeq, a predicted model, not a curated record